GGUGACAGUUCUGCUGACAGACAGGGAAAUUUGCCUAAACUUUAGAGAACGCCAAACGCUUCACACUCACGUGAGCGUUGAAAUAGAAAUGAAUAAUAUAUUUUCGCGGUGCAUUCUCGACCUCAUUUUGACGAGGUAUAUUACCAUUGAAAAAAGACACAGUACUAGCAGCAGUGGGAGACCUUGUUCAGGAGGAUCGCUAUGGUAAUUAGUGAAUUCCACAUGCGAUUUCUUUGAGAAGGAGAGAACAAACAAUUUAAGAGGAUUUUGAUCCAUAUCAGUGGCAAGGAGAAUCAGCCUUGAAGGAGAGGAACAAAUUCAUGCUUUUUAAAUGAUCUGCUGGUUAUCAUCUUAUUGCUGGAAUAUUGAAUCCUGACAUUUGGGAAAAACAGACGAGAGUUGAUAUACUCCACGCCUGGGCAUCUAGAUUUGCAUACGGUGGAAUUUGAUGGUCAUAAUGCUUGACAAAGAGGUGUCUCGAUAAAAUAUCUUCAGCAGAAUUUGAAAACUUGAAUGUUAGGCAAUUAUUUGAAUUUAGGAUGAAUAGAACGUUGCUUAAUGAAGGAGGUGUCAGUAUGUCUGUGGUAUCAGAGGGAGUGGUACUGGCCGCUGGAUCAAAUGAAAGUCUGUGUGGAAAAGUAGAAGGCCCUGGGGGCCCAGAAGUGGCAAUUUUGUUUGUGGGUGUUUGUCUGCUUCUGGGUGUAGCCUCUAGGCAACUUCUCAGGGGCACCAGAAUUCCUUACACAGGUGCUCUGCUUCUACUGGGAAUCGGGCUUGGAGCUCUAGAAUAUGGGACACACAGUGGACUGGGAAAACUUGGUACUAGCAUCCGUGUGUGGUCAAAGAUAAAUCCAAACUUGAUUUUGUAUAUCUUCUUACCUGCUCUUCUUUUUGAGAGCUCCUUUGCCAUGGAACUUCAUCAGAUCAAGAGAUGUAUGGCACAAAUGGUGUUGCUUGCCUUCCCUGGUGUGUUGAUAUCAACCUUUUUCCUUGGCGUUCCUAUACAUUAUUUGUUUCCAUAUGAUUGGGACUGGAAGGUAUCAUUUUUGCUGGGGGGUUUGCUUAGCGCCACAGACCCUGUAGCAGUUGUGUCAUUGUUGAAGGAACUUGGUGCCAGCAAAAAACUGAAUACUAUUAUUGAAGGAGAAUCCUUGAUGAAUGAUGGGACUGCUAUAGUUGUCUAUAGGCUAUUUUUUCAAAUGGUUGAAGGUCGGACUUUUAAUGCUGCAGAGGUGAUAGAAUUCUUAUCAAGGGUUGCUUUAGGAGCAGUAGCUCUUGGACUUGCAUUUGGAAUUGUAUCAUUUUGCUGGCUUGGUGUGAUUUUCAAUGACACUGUGAUAGAAAUCACCUUGACAUUGACAGUGAGCUAUAUAGCUUACUUCACUGCUGAAGAUGCAGCUGAAGUAUCUGGUGUCUUAACUGUCAUGACAUUAGGCAUGUUUUAUGCGGCAGUUGCAAAGACAGCUUUCAAAGGUGAAAGCCAACAAAGUUUACAUCAUUUCUGGGAAAUGGUGGCCUACAUAGCAAAUACCAUGAUUUUUAUCUUAAGUGGAGUGGUGAUUGCUGAAAGCAUACUUCGUAGCGGGAAUAUUAAAGGUGGAACUUGGGGAGAUCUUGUUAUUCUCUAUGUUUUGCUACAGCUAUCCCGGGUGGUAGUUGUUGUUUUACUAUAUCCAGGAUUACGAUAUUUUGGCUAUGGUCUGGAUUGGAAAGAGGCAGUUAUUCUCAUAUGGUCAGGGCUACGUGGAGCUGUAGCAUUAUCAUUGUCCUUAAUAUUGAAUCGUUCCAGUGGGAAGGGCAUUGCCGAACUCUCAGAGGCAACAGGAAAUUUGUUUGUUUACUUCACUGGUGGGGUAGUUUUUCUGACUCUGCUUAUCAAUGGAUCAACAACGCAAUAUCUGUUAAAAUUUCUAGGCAUGAAUAAAACUUUGGACACCAAGAAACGUAUUCUAGAUUACACAAGGUAUGAAAUGAACAAUAAAGCUUUAGAGGCAUAUGGAGAGCUUGGUGAGGAUGAAGAACUGGGGCCAGUUGAUUGGCCUUCAGUAGUCAAGCACAUAAGUUGCUUAAAUGCAUUGGAAGAAGGAGAACAACCACAUCCACAUGAUAUACCUCCAAAUGAAAAUGAGAUGCAUAAGAUGCAUAUGAUAGAUACUCGAGUGCGGCUUUUGAAUGGUGUGCAAGCUGCUUAUUGGGGAAUGCUUGAUGAAGGAAGGAUAACAAAUACAGCUGCCAUUCUUCUUAUGCAGUCAGUUGAAGAAGCCAUUGACAUGAUAUCAACUCAUGAGAAAUUACUUGACUGGAAAGCAUUAAAAAUUUAUGUUCAGUUCCCAAGCUAUUUCAAAUACCUACAAAUGAAGUUUCUGCCACAGAAACUAGUGACAUUUUUUACUGUCCAAAGGUUGGAACUUGCUUGCUACAUUGCUGCUGCAUUUCUUCGUGCCCAUAGAAUUGCUAGAAGGCAGUUGCGUGAAUUUAUUGGAGAGAGUGAGGUUGCCGAGAUAAUAAUUCAAGAAAGUGAAGCAGAAGGGGAGCCAGCCAAGCAGUUUCUAGAAGAUGUUCAACUUAACUUCCCUGAGGUUUUACGUGUUUUGAAAACAAAGCAAGUAACAUAUUCUGUUUUACUACAUCUUAGUGAAUAUGUUCAAAACCUUGAGAAGUCUGGUUUAUUGGAUGUAAAAGAGAUGAGUCAACUCCAUGAUGCUGUGCAGACUGAUCUGAAAAAGCUUCUUAGAAAACCUCCAUCAGUUCAGAUGCCUUCUGUAAGGGAGAUCUUAAGCAGUCAUCCUUUUCUGGGAGCUCUGCCUUCUUUCAUUUCUGAGCCUCUUGGAAAUGCUGCAAAAGAAUUUAUGAAGUUGCGCGGAAAUAUAUUAUAUGAGGAGGGCUCUAAACCUGAUGGGAUAUGGCUUAUUGCCAAUGGAGUUGUCCGUUGGAAAAGUAAGAGUAUUGCAGAACGACAUCUACUACACCCUACCUUUUCCCACGGAAGCACAUUGGGCCUUUAUGAAGCCUUAACUGGAAAGACACACAUGUGUGACUUGAUUGCUGAUUCUGUAGUGCAUUGCUUCUUUAUUGAAACAGAAAAAAUUCUAUCAGCCCUUCGAUUGACACCAGAUAUUGAGGAUUUCUUUUGGCAAGAAAGUGCAAUGGUUGUUGCAAAACUCAUACUGCCUCAGCAAUUUGAGGAGAUGUCGAUGCAAGAAUUGCGAGUCCUUGUUUUGGAGAGGUCAACCAUGCGCAUUUACUUGAGGGGUGAAAUGUUUGAAAUUCCGCCCUACGAUGUUGCCAUUGUAUUGGAAGGCUUUGUCAAACAGGAAGGCAAGAAUGAGUUCGCCACUGCUCCUGCAGUUUUACUAGCUGCACAUAAAGAGAGUCAUCUUACUAAUGCAGGUAGCAAACAGUCCAUUACAGCCCACCAUGGAGAAUGGUUUGAUGCAGAUACACGCUCAAGGAUCAUUAUUUUUGGCAUAAGUUCAGUUCAUAACGUGAGCCAUCGUACUAGAUCUUCAGCUUCAAUUCUGUCUUGUAGCCUACGAGUUCCAGGCCGCCCUAGCUAUGAACAUGAAGGUCUUGUAUCCUGGCCUGAGAAACCAUAUAUUUCAGGGAAGUCUGAACAGAAUGCAGUUACAAGAUAUGCUUCAGAUCCUGGAUAUAGACCUUCGUCUGAAAAGUCAAUGCAGCUGAGUAGGUUUGGUAGUAUGGUAACUGGGAAGAAGUAUAGUGCGAGAGGAGGAAGGUUUUUGAGGGUGCCAUGGGGCACAGGACUACGAAGCAGCAAGUCAUACCCAUCAGUUAAAUCCAAAAUCAGAAAAUUCUUUUCUUCGACUGCACUCCUCUCUGUUCAGUCACAAGGAGGACCUGCAAUGCAAAGAAGGUUGAAAAGUGAAGGUCAUAUCCCUACCGCUAGUGCUGGCCCCUCAAAAAUACCACCCCGCCUGGGAGCUGCUACAAGAAAGCCAGCAGAUGAUUCAAGUGAGGGGUCAGAUGCAGAAGAUGAAUACAUUGUGCGAAUCGACUCACCAAGUAAACUUUUCCAUAAUCAGGUCUCCAAUUAGAUUAGUUUGUACAAUGUAUGUGACUUAGUUCCUGUUACAGUGGGUUAGCAUUGGAGACUUGACCUUCACCAGACCAAAACAAUUAAGAUUUCAUGUAUAUUGAAUAAAAAUAGCUAUUUAGCAACCAUUAGGAAUAAUCUGGAGAUGGUGUGGGGUAGAAUAUGAGCGUUGAGCCUCGCUAGCUCAAGUUGAAAAUCAAUAAAUCUUGUUCUUGUAUGUUUGCUAGUUGGGAAUCUGCAUUCAUGAUAUAGAUAUGGGUAGAUAUGUUAGGCAUGCAGAAAAACCGAAAUGUUUUCAGCUUGUUCUUGAUGGAGGAAAAACCCAUGAAGGGGUGUAUUAUGCUACCCAUGCAGCGUAUUUUUUGCUAUUUUGGGCAGAUAUGUAUCUCUUGAAAAUCAGAUACCUUGGUUUAGAAAGUUAUUCAUGUAUUUAUAAAAAUGAACAAGGUGACAGUGCA
Molecule: messenger RNA, 4512 nt
Organism: Cryptomeria japonica (Japanese cedar)
Lineage: Eukaryota; Viridiplantae; Streptophyta; Pinopsida; Cupressales; Cupressaceae
Product: sodium/hydrogen exchanger 8
Exons: 25
Coding region: 540-4055 (1171 amino acids)
Biological process (GO): proton transmembrane transport
Cellular component (GO): chloroplast envelope; membrane
Molecular function (GO): sodium:proton antiporter activity
Source: RefSeq, a predicted model, not a curated record